Messenger RNA from Aspergillus versicolor CBS 583.65, 1272 nucleotides. RefSeq names its product protein geranylgeranyltransferase type I subunit CDC43 (gene cdc43). The transcript has 5 exons. The record is from RefSeq and is a predicted model, not a curated record. The coding region runs from base 1 to 1272 and encodes 423 amino acids. Gene Ontology annotation, biological process: protein geranylgeranylation. Gene Ontology annotation, molecular function: CAAX-protein geranylgeranyltransferase activity. Gene Ontology annotation, cellular component: CAAX-protein geranylgeranyltransferase complex. Lineage: Eukaryota; Fungi; Ascomycota; Eurotiomycetes; Eurotiales; Aspergillaceae.
AUGUCGGAAGCUGUGUUCAACAAAGAUCGCCAUAUCACCUAUUUCCUGCGAUGUCUCAAAACUUUCCUGCCGAGUCUAUAUACUUCCAAUGACUCGAAUCGCAUGCUCCUCGCCUUCUUCACAGUCUCUGGUCUAGAUGUUCUGGGCGCUCUGCGGGCCAAAACAACCCCGGAGGAGAGGCAAGGGUACAUCGAUUGGAUAUACCAUUGCCAGGUUCCCUCAGGCGGCUUCCGAGGGUUUACAGGAACAGAUUUUGGAACAGAGAACCGAACACGAGAAAAUGAAGCCUGGGACCCGGCAAAUGUGCCUUCAACAUUCUUUGCGCUGGUCAUUCUCCUCAUUCUUGGGGAUGACCUAUCUCGGGUUAAGCGGACCGAGUGUUUGAACUGGCUUCCCAAGAUGCAGCGUCCGAAUGGAAGCUUUGGCGAAGUACUUGGUCCCGAAGACCAAAUUGAAGGUGGCGGUGACUUGCGUUUUUGCUGCUUCGCUGCCGGUACAAGAUAUAUACUCAAGGGGAAGAGGGACGUCGAUUUAAAUGGCGUCGAAGAUAUAAAUGUGGAUAGCCUGGUUACUUUCAUUGAGUCCUGUCAGGCAUACGACGGUGGAAUGGCGGAGGGGCCACAUUGUGAAUCACACUCUGGGCAUACAUACUGCGCGAUUAACACUUUGACAUUUUUGGAUCGCCUAUCCAGCUGUUCGGGGCAGGUGCCUCUCAUUACAUCUGGCUCUGAACAGUUCGAAUCCCUUGUCCGCUGGCUCGUCGCAAGGCAGACGGCGGAACUAGGUGACGAAGACGAGGAAGAUGAAGAAGAUCCAUCCAACACGGAAAACCCAGCGGAUAGCAAUGUCCAAGAUUUAUCAGACGCUGUACAUGGUCUCAGCCUAGACAAGAGCAUUGAUAUGCUCCCUAGUAUCCUAGCGCCUAUUGAAGGCUCUUUGCAAUGGGCUGGCUUCAACGGGCGGAGUAACAAAUACGCAGACACUUGCUAUUCAUUUUGGAAUUCAGCAACUUUGGAGAUGUUAGGCAAACUCCCCAUGGUUGACGCAGACCGAAAUAGACGAUAUCUGUUAGAAAAGACACAGCAUUUUGUUGGAGGUUUUGGAAAAGGCGUUGGGGAAUUACCAGCAGAUCUCCUACACUCUUAUUUUGGGAUGGUCUCACUCGCCUUCCAAAGUGAACAAGGGUUGGACAGUGUUGAUCCUGCGCUUUGUGCUACGCAUCGAACGAUCCAACACUUGCACACUCUGCCGUGGUGGCAGGAAGUGGAAUAA